Messenger RNA from Colossoma macropomum (tambaqui), 5586 nucleotides. RefSeq lists its product as uncharacterized. NCBI's taxonomy places the organism in Eukaryota, Metazoa, Chordata, Actinopteri, Characiformes, Serrasalmidae. The transcript has 14 exons. The record is from RefSeq and is a predicted model, not a curated record. The coding region runs from base 3592 to 4386 and encodes 264 amino acids.
AGCGGUCCUCAGGGAACUUUCAGAUCCAAGGUAGGUUGGAGCAAAAAUGUGGACCGCCUGGAGGUCCCUGAGGACAGGGCAGUUGUAGACAAGACAUGGUGACCCCUGGUUCCUAUCAGCACCACUGUAAGGAAAUCUCUACGAUGAACCACUUCACACUAAACCACUCCGAAUUAAAUUUCGAAAAAGCGGUAGAACUGUCCUUCAGGGUGUUUUCUGAGUGUGAGUUUAGGCUACUCCCCACCUUUGAGUCGCACACUCUGUUGGCGAUACUCAGUGAUAAUAGCUUAUCACUAAUCCGCAGCGAACAGAAAACGGCGCUCGUGUCAAGCUCGCGAGGACUACAGGUGCCGCGAGGUUCGUUGUUUUAGAUUUGUCGUGUUUUUUCUCGAGAAACGGACUCGUCGUGAUUAACACGUCUGGUAAUUACCUCGUAGACACAGAAUAGCUCCAUAGGGAGGCGUCUGGAGGAACCACGCUCAGAGAGGAGAGCAACAGAGGAGCAGAGAAGGAGAAAAGAAGCCACCGGCUAAAAUUACCGCAGCAAAAUCCGGCAUUUUACCUGAGGAGCGGAGGACAGCUCACCACAGAGAGUGAUCACCGCACUGUUAAGCAGCUUCAGCCUCAGAAUGAGGAUUAAACUUCGACGUCCUUCACUAUUUGGAGUUUUUGAGUGUGUUUAUGUGGAGCAGUGAAGGAACACCCUCCCACAGCAGCGGCGCUGGAAAAUCUGGAAAACGCAGGCCUGACUUCAAAGCGCUACUUGGAGACACUGUGAAAACAAAAGCCAGACAGAAAGAUCACUGACCACAAAGCAACAGUGUUGGUCUCUAAUGUUUUUCGGGUUGCAACCCCAACACAAUGGACUUUGUCAGGUGGAUUUGUGUGGUUUACUGUUUGAUUGCUGCACAAUUGCAGUGGACAUGUUGGGGUCUGUCUGUGAAGUUCCUCUAUAAGGAGCCCAUCUACGUAGCAUUGGGCAGGACGCUUGUUUUGGAAGCUCAGUUUGAGCUACAGCCUGGAGAAAAUAUCCGCAUGGUUAUGUGGGAUCGUAAAAAGGACUCCGAGGUCAGGCUUGUCACAGAUGGAAGACCAACUGACAGAAGAAUAUCUGUGGACAAGAAUGGAGCACUAUUGAAGCUGACUGGAGUCACAGAAAGCGACUAUGGGUCCUAUGUUGUUACCGUCACAGAUGAUAAUGGAGACCAGACGCUUUCUUCUGUGGAAGUGCGAAAUGUUCAGAGGCCUCCUGUGGCAGUCCUUUCCCUGGAGUGUACUGUGGUAACCAAGGGAGCACAAUGGGACAAGCCUGUGUUUUCAUGGUGGGUGGAUGGACAGGAGAUAACCAAUAAAACAGGAAACCUAUCAGCAGAUGGCAGGAAGCUCCACCUAUCAGGCAGUCUGGGUGAUAACUACACUUGCGUCAUUGACAGCAGCCAGGGGACCAGCGUAGUGCAGCACUUAAGAGCCCAUGACCCAGACCCAACACCAACCCCAACACCAGUCCCUGAACCUAGCCCAAAGCCCGAGAGCCCUGAGCCCUGCACUGGACGAUUUGUGGUCUUGUCAGUUAUUGCUGUAAUUUUAGCAGGGUUCUGGAUCUGGGUGUGGUGCCGGGAAGUGAGAGACCAAACCACUCUGUGACUCUCCAUUUCGAUGACUCCAAAUUAGAUAGUCUCAACACUGUGCAGUAAAUAAGAACAGAAGGCUUUUUCAUUUAGAAAUGUUAUUUGUUUAGAUUUUUGUUCUGUUAACUAAGACUGAUUUGAAAAAACUGCUAAAUAAUGUAGGAAAUUCAAAUAUCCCCUCAUUUCAUAUUUAAAUGUAAGCACUUUAAAGAUAUAAUAUUAAAUGGGCAACAACUUUUGCAGUGGCCACAUUUUUUCACUAUAUGUACAAAUGUAUUGGGACACCUACACAUUACACACACAGGAGCUUUAAUGACAUCCGAUUCUAAAUCAAUAGGCAUUAACAUGGAGUUGGUCCCCCUUUGCACCUAUAACAGCUUCCACUGCUCUGGAAAGCUUUCUACAAGAUUUUGAAGUGUGUCUGUGGGAAUUUUUGUCCAUUCAUUCAGAAGAGCAUUUGUGGGGUCAGACACCGAUGUUGGAUGAGAGGGCCUGGCUCUAGUUCAUCCCAAAGGUGUUCGGGUGAGGGCCAAUCAAGUUGAUCCACACCAAACUCACCCAGCCAUGCCUGGUGGACGUCGCUUUGUGCAGAGGGGCACAGUCAUCCCACGAAGUUGGAAGCAUCCAGAUGUCUGAAAUACCGAAGCAUUAAGAUUUCUCUUAACUGGAAAUAAGGGGUCUAGGCCAAGCCUGGAAAACAGCCCCAUAGCAUUAUCCACUGGACCUCUCCACCCCCCAAGGUGUUUCUGAUAAACUGGCCAUUGGGUGUAGGUGUGAGGGAGGUGUAAUAAAUAAAUACAUCUCUACUAUUUUUACAGAAAUAGCACUUUAUUUUUAUUUAACAUAGAAAUUAAACGUCUAAAAUCUAUAUAUUUUCAGAUGUUCAGAAUAACACUUCCACUUUUUUGACUUUGGCAUUCUGUGUGUAUACAAAAACAAUAAAGUUUAAUAUGUUCUCUCUUUGAACUGUUUUCUGAUUGGAACAACACAUUCAGUUGUUGGAUUUACAGAUGGUAGCUUAUUUAUAGUGCACACAUAUUUCAGUGAUGCAUGGUAAAUCAUCUUAGUAGUAACCUAGCCCAGCAAAAUGUCUUAUUGGUCAUCCCAGAAAGUACUCUGUGAAUGUGAAAAAAGGAAAGCAGUGGUUUAGUACAUUGGAGUCGCAUUGGGCGUUUUAGAUCAAGAAAAACACAACUUAAAGAGCGUGUAUAGAAUGUAUAGAUUUCAUUAUUGUACCAAAUACAGAGCAAACUGCAAAGACUGGAAAUCCAAAGAAGCUCCUGUGUAAGACUUGAAAAGUUUUAGACCUGAUAAAAUCAUGAAAGUGACAAUCCCUUUACUAAACAUGGACUUUCAGUUCGGUUUACAACACAAGUGAGAAUAAUGCCUUUGGUCAGUUCAGGAAAAGGAAAAGGAAAUCAGAAAGCUGCUCGGCUGAAAGCAGGGCGACGCCUAGCGACCUUAAUGGCGGACAUACGUACGUUUUUUUCCUUUAUGCACCCGAAUUCUGAGAAUAGCCCCGCCCUCUCGUGCUACGAUUGGCUUAGGAGUUCAUAACAACAGGAAGACCAGCGUAAAGCCCCACCCCGCCGCCGUAGAACGGCGAAUCGCUCUUUAGCCUGAACCACAAGCCAAUCCUAACGCAGAUAUUGGAAUGCUGCGAGCCAAUCAGGGCGCAGAGGGCGUGGUUUGUCAGCAAACGGUCGAUAAAUAAAAGGUGCACUUUGAGCUGUAAGGGCGGUUCUAGAGCUGUUAUGUCUUAUAAACCCUGCUUUUGGCAACACACAGCGCUCAUAUUUCACUCAGCCCAGCAUCAGAUUGUGCUUCUUUUCUCUUCUCAAGCUUUUUCAGUCUAGUUUGGGAGGAGUCCUGAUCAUGUUAACCUGACUCGCUUUACUGCGCAGUGUUUGUGCUUAAAGGUUGAGAGGUCUAGAAACACUUGGUACUCCAAUAGGUGUCCGUCAUGGGACUCGGACCGCAGAGUCGCUGGGCUGUCCUCCUUUUCCAAGUCUUUGUGCUGCAGGGUUGCCAGUGCGUUUCUGUGCGUUUCCCAAGCCAGCAGCCCAUCUAUGUGGUCAGCGGAGAGAAUCUGAUCCUGCAGGCCCAGAUAGACCAGUCUCCGGGAGAGUUCAUCUCCAAGGUAACAUGGGAGCAUGAGGCAGAGGCGACGAAGAAUUCUGGGAAAACUACAGUGGCUGAAUUUCCUUUUAAAAGCUCUGGCGGUCGGGUGACUGUAGAAAAGGACGGAGCUGUUAUGAAGCUGUCGAACUACCAGAGAACAGACAGUGGAGUGUACACCAUAACAGUCACAAACCAGCAUGGAGGUCAAGCUUCAGCACGCUGCAACGUCCAUGAGUACGAGGCUGUGCACCACGUGUCUGUGAUGGUGAAUGUGUCCCACUCUGUCCUGCACUGUCGCGAGGCAUGGGGCACUGAUCCUGUGUUCAGCUGGCUGCAUGAGAAGGCUGCAGUGACUGAGGCUGUGGGCAAAGUGUCUACUGAUGGAAGUUCACUGCAGUUGUCCAUCCCACUCUGCGGACACUUCACUUGCGUAGUGUCUAAUAAACUGGGCCACAGCUCCGCCACCUACACUGGAGUGCCUUGUGAGAGAAGUAACGGAGGGACAGCUGUAGCCAUUGUGAGUCUCCUGUUUGUGCUGCUGCUAGCUGGAGGUUUGACCUUCCUGCUCUGGAGGAGACACAGGCAUUACAGCAGCAGAAGGGAGAGACUCCAAGAGUCGUUUGAAGAUACUGUUUAAUCUCAGCACUCAUGUCCUCAGAAGAUCCAGCACACAGGGCUGGACCCACAUAUUUCGGCGAGGAUGGAAGGGUGGAGGACGAAUGACCCCCGACAGGCCUGUGUCCUCCACCCCGGCACUGUGACCCUAAAGGAAUACUGAUAACAUGCUAACAGCAAAUGAACAGCAUAUGAAACAGCAAAUUCCCUGUGAGGGAAUGUUAGCAUUAUGCAAGUGAAGAGACAUUAAAGGUUUCCUGCUAUCUUUUAAACACAGUUAGACAUGAGCGUGUUUGGCUGAAGUACUUCUCUAAAGAAGAAGCCUUGAAGAAGGGAAGGAAGCUGAUGGUUAGACUCUGUUUGAAGCUUUCGGGCAAGGAUCACGCGCAAUUGACUGCUGGUUUCUGGAUUUAGCAAUACUGUCUUUGACGCUGAGCUGUUUGUGAAACACAAAAUGUACUGUACUUCUCUAAUUACCUUAUACGUUUCAAGCUGAGUGCUUUUUUCAAGUGAUGUUUUAUGCAUGUUUCUUUAAAACUUUCAUGGUAGUGGUUGUGUCAGAUACUUUUAAGCACUUACAAAGCAGCCAGAAGGUAGAGCUAAUGCAUUACCAGUGCUUGAAAGGGGGGCUCCACCAAUUUUUUAAGAAUUCUGCAUACUUAGAGUCAGAAUUGUUCACAGUGGUGGCAAUAGGAACCAGACACCCACCUCUAAAAGCUCCCUCACAGCAAGUUAUUUUAUUUUACCAUCAUCAACAUUCCAUAUGAAACCUCAGAAGACACAUGUAGGUUCACUGCUGGUUUUGGAUAGUAAAUAAAAUGGCUAUAUUUGUGUUGUAGUCAUGGCGACCCCUGGUUCCUAUCACCAACACUGUAGAGUUUCUCUACAAUCACCCAUUUCACACCAACCCUCUCUGAAUGACUCUGUUUAUAUCAAACCCACUAAUUUAUUCAGAAAUAAUUGGUGGAAUUCCCCUUUAAACUCAGAAACAGGAACUGCUGUUGAAGAGUUUUACUUUCACAACUCUAAAGCCCUCAUUAAAAUGUACAGUAUGUACAUUUCCCAUGCUGUCUGCUCAGAACAAGCCCCAAGGAAGCUGUGGUGCUGUUUUAGCUUUUGCUGCCUGAGGUUUUCAAGCAGGGCUCUUUUAGUUCAUGAAGAAGGGUUUGUAUGUGUGUUACUGUUUAUGUUCAUAUGAAUGUAAACUGGAUGGUUUACCAAC